CGACAUUUUCGUCCCUUUUGAGAUUGCCCAGCAUUCCGCCGACUCUGAUUUAGAGGGAUAAUCGAUGGAAAGUUACGAGGACGACGACGACACCCACUUUUGCAUCAAGUGCCAUCUGACGAUACACGGUCUGGAGAAUUACGUGCGACAUCGUCAAUCCGGAUGUCGACCACCGGACGACAAAAACGUAGCCGUGCGGGUAUCACCGACGACGCCCGCUUCACCGACCACCGUCACCUAUCCGGAAAUACUGAACGCGGACGCAUUCUUCAGUUCGUUGGAGCUGCAGAGCAGUUCCAAGUCGAAUCCUCGAAAAACGACCGCUUUGCUGGAGGAGAGUAAGAAGUUUAAAAAGGAGGAGAAAAAGAAAAAGAGUCAGAAAGCGCAGGUGGACGCGGAAGAAUCGACGGUAAAGGAGAAGCUUCACAAUAUGCUGCCAGGAGUCUCGGAACUCGACGAUCCAACCGAGCAUCUCUGCAUGCCAUCCCUCGUUGGCUUUCCCGAUAUCGUUUCCUCCGCGGCCAGUAAGCCUACGGUUACAAGCAGUCGGAACAAAUUAAGCCAAUCGAUGACCAAUGUCGCGACGAACAUCGAGAGUAGCGGAUUCUCGGUAAAACACGAGCCGGAAAAUUCUUUGGAAAGUUUGAUGACCUCUCACGUGGAAUCCAAACAGACGGAUCGAAAGAGGCAAGAGGAGUCGCAGAGGAUCGAGCAAGUUCAUCAAACGUGGCUCGAGGAUACGAUCCUGGCCGAAUUAGUAGCGAACAACGAGAACAAGGAUUUAACCAGAUACGAUUUCGAAUAUCAACAGGACGAGGAUUCAGAGGACGAUAUAUUGGAAGAAGAUUUGGGGGAGGAUGACUCUUACUCCGAGUCGGACGACGGGGAGGAUAGGGAACGUCCACCGCGCGGUCACACCGGUGGCAAAUGGAAGCCAGAAUUGGACGAUCUUCCUCAAAAUAUGUCUCAACUUCAGGACGACGAUGUGGACCCGGAAGACGAACAUCAAGAACAUCCGCCGCCGACUUACACCGGGGGCAAGUGGCGACCUUCGGAUACCUCGCAGAAGGCGGAGGAGUACGAGACCAAGAGCACCGAUGGACAGCCACCGCCAGGACACACGCGAGGGAAAUGGGUACCGGGCGCGCAAACGGAUAUCGAAUCAGGAUAUUGGUGCAAUCCUUGCGGCAGGAAACUUGCCUCUCGAUUGGUCUACAACAGGCAUCUUCUCUCUGAUUUGCACGCUAGAAGGAGCAUCCGAGAAAUCGAUGGCGUUCUUUGCCUACCGCGUACCGCGAGCUUGCACGUUGCGAGAAAGUCAUCGCCUCGUAAUCAAAGAACCAGACAAGCAUCGGAAACGAAGGGGGCGAAGAAGAGUUCGCGAAAGCGGGAAAAGGAAAUAGUUUGCUGCGAGAUGUGUCAUGCACGAGUGAGAAGGGCACAAAUGGGCAAGCAUUUGCUCUCUCAUUAUCACUGCCGCGUGGCCGGUGUAAAUCCUCGCGGGCCACGAGCGCGUCGCUUUUUACUGGAAAAUAUGGCGAAUGUGGUUCGGCAGUGUCCUUUUCAGUGUUUCUCUUGUCGCUUUUAUUGCAACACGGAGGAAACCUUUCUGCGUCAUUGGCGAUCCGAUCUUCACGCGAAAACGCUCGAACAGAUCGGCGGUGGCAGCUACAGAUGUACCCCUUGCGACUAUUGGUGCGAAGACGGGGAAACUAUGCAUUCUCACCUGCUCAGCUCGAGCCAUCGCGACGUUGUUUCCGUGAUGAAUGGUUCGGUACCGAUCAUGGUCGGUCGUCAACGAGCUCUGCCUUGUGGCAGCUGUGAUCGUCGAUUCCGAUAUAAUCUAGAGCUUCGCUUGCACAUCAGGGAAACUGGUCACGAAGAGAGUUUGACCGCGACGGACGAGUAUCAGCAGCGAAUCAAAUGCAAUUCGUGCCCGCAAAUAGUAAGAUCGUUGGUGGCGCUUCAACGUCACCAGUUGUCCUGUCACAGCGUAAAGAUCGAGAAGGACGAGACGAACGACUCGCCUCCGCCCGCUCCUUACUUUUGUUCCUUUUGCUCUAUGAACUUUGCGACCGCUCGAGAAGCGGUUUUGCAUCGCAGAACGUCCAGUCACAAAGAGACGGUAAAGGCACGGAAAAGCAAGGAGAACUCGUCGAUAACCACGACUCGAGAGUGUCCCCAUUGCGAGGAGAAGCAAGCGAAUUUGUCGGAGCACAAGAAACAUCUUCUCACCGAUCAUCCGGAGCUUUGUUACAGAUGUCCGAAAUGCGGCACGUUGUUUGCCCUUUCGCAAGACGUGACGAGACACACGAGAGAGAACAAGUGUCACGAGGAUGACGAGUUAAACGCGACGAAAAGGACGGACGUGAAAGACGAAUGGAAAUGCGGGAAUUGCAGCUUCUCGAGCAACUCCCAGGCCGAGUUUAUCUUUCACGAGGCUCUUCACGCGGGGGUCGUGGCGCGAAGCGAUAACGAGGACGCGAGUCGCGGCAAAUCGUCGUUGGCCAAGUAUCGUUGUCCCGUUUGCAAGAAGGCCUUCGCGAAAGUCUCGUUGCGGAAUCACAUAAGAAGUCACACCGGAGAACGGCCGUUUCCCUGUGCCAAGUGUCUCGUGCCCUUCUCGAGAAGAUCGGACCUGAACGCCCAUCAGAAGGAGUGCACGGGAUCGACGUCGUCCGGCUGGUCAGACGAAUCCGGACGGAAACGCAGCUUUGCCUGUUCCGAGUGCAACAACGCUUUCUACACCAAGCACGCUCUGCGGCAACACAUGUUGCGACACGCGGGAAAAAAAUACAAGUGCGGACUUCCGGGCUGUCCGACGGUCCUUCGAACAGCCUCCGAAUUGAGAUCGCACAGAAGCUUGGUGCACGACUGCACGCCGUCUAAUAGACGAUACAAGUGCUCGGAUUGCUCGUACGCGGCAAAGACCAAGACGCAGCUGCGACGGCACCGCAGUCGACACGACGGACCAGAGAACGCGACGAAAUCGCAAGUUCGCGCGUGUCCUUACAACGGCUGCGCUUUCAAGACGAAGCUCGCCUCUCAUUUGCAACGGCACGUGCGUCUUCACACGGGCACGAAACCUUACAAGUGUCGCCAUUGUAGUUACGCGAGCAACAACUUGGAGAAUCUGCGGAAACACGUGCUGUCCACGAACCUGCAUCCGGGCAAGACGAUCUACGAGUGCGACGUUUGCCAGGGUGAGGAGGGAACGCAACCGUUUCGGACCAACUUCGCCAAAGAGCUACGCGCGCAUCUGCUGGAGAUGCACGGAUCGGCGUUUCCGACGCCUAGCCACGCCAACGAUUACGUCUUGGGGAUUUUCGAGGUUCAUCGAAACGCUACGACUUUCGUCGCCGAGUCGAGUUAA
Eufriesea mexicana is the source of this 3373-nucleotide messenger RNA. Its product is annotated as zinc finger protein 845. NCBI's taxonomy places the organism in Eukaryota, Metazoa, Arthropoda, Insecta, Hymenoptera, Apidae. The transcript has 9 exons. The coding region runs from base 65 to 3373 and encodes 1102 amino acids. The record is from RefSeq and is a predicted model, not a curated record.